Messenger RNA from Sycon ciliatum, 1835 nucleotides. Its product is annotated as lipopolysaccharide-responsive and beige-like anchor protein. The transcript is spliced from 9 exons. NCBI's taxonomy places the organism in Eukaryota, Metazoa, Porifera, Calcarea, Leucosolenida, Sycettidae. Gene Ontology annotation, biological process: intracellular protein localization. Gene Ontology annotation, molecular function: protein kinase binding. The record is from RefSeq and is a predicted model, not a curated record. Bases 1 to 1299 code for a protein of 432 amino acids. Gene Ontology annotation, cellular component: cytosol; membrane.
AUGGCUGGUUAUGCUGGUAGUGCUGGUUGUGCUGGUAGUGCUGGUAGUGCUGGUAGUGCUGGUUAUGCUGUUGGUGCUGGUAGUGCUGGUAGUGCUGGUAGUGCUGGUUAUGCUGGUAGUGCUGGUAGUGCUGGUAGUGCUGGUAGUGCUGGUAGUGCUGGUAGUGCUGGUAGUGCUGGUAGUGCUGGUAGUGCUGGUAGUGCUGGUAGUGCUGUGCUGGUAGUGCUGGUAGUGCUGGUAGUGCUGGUUAUGCUGGUUAUGCUGAUAGUGCUGGUAGUGCUGGUAGUGCUGGUAGUGCUGGUAGUGCUGGUAGUGCUGGUUAUUGCUGGUCGUGCUGGUAGUGCUGGUAGUGCUGGUAGUGCUGGUUAUGCUGGUUAUGCUGAUAGUGCUGGUAGUGCUGGUAGUGCUGGUAGUGCUGGUAGUGCUGGUAGUGCUGGUAGUGCUGGUAGUGCUGGUCGUGCUGGUAGUGCUGGUAGUGCUGGUAGUGCUGGUUAUGCUGGUUAUGCUGAUAGUGCUGGUAGUGCUGGUAGUGCUGGUAGUGCUGGUAGUGCUGGUUAUGCUGGUAGUGCUGGUAGUGCUGGUCGUCUUGUGCAGUCGGUGUUUGGUCAUCGUGACCUGGUGACCUGUGUAGCCUACUCAGCAGACACUGUGGCUGGUAACCGUGCUAUUGUGGUGUCUGGAUCCCGUGAUGCCACCGUAUUGCUAUGGCAUUGGUCUAACACGCUACACAGGAUUAUAUCUUCUGAUCAUGACCAGGGAGCGGACAGUGCCAGUGCGCAGGCUAUCCUGACUGGUCAUGAGCUAGCUAUCGUCAGUGUGGCGGUCAAUGCUGAUGUUGGUAAAGUCGUCUCAUGCUCACAAGGUGGCCGUUGUCUAGUGCACACCUGCCAUGGAGAAGUGUUACAUUCAGUGCAACCUAAAGCUACUCGUGGAUUACCUACGUGUGUUCGUCCUCAUCAUGUGAAGAUCACAGCAUGUGGUCACGUUGUACUACUCUAUGCUGAUGGCAGUGGUGUGUUGGCUGUUUUCUCCAAUACUGGAGAACAGCUGGCAUGCAAAAUGCUAGUUGACCAGGCCUUGGCUGUGGCAGUGAGCCAGGACGGCCGCCAUCUGGUGCUAGGUGGCAUUGCACGCACAGUGGAGGUGCGACGCUGCUCUGACCUUGCGUCCAUACUCGUCUAUCCCGGUGCAGAGAGUAGUGUGCGAGCACUGACAACUACAGCAGAUGAACGGUUUGUUCUGGCUGGUUUGUCAUCAGGCAGCAUCGUUGCCUAUCCACUGGAGUUUCCACGCAACUGAGUGCCACCUUUCUAGGACAUUCUCUUUGCACUUGUUUAUUACUUACAGAUUACUUUGGAGAUUGAGUACAGAUUACUUUUCGAGUAUAUAGCAUUUUACUCUCUUGGCAUUUAGUAUGGCAAAUUUUAUCAUCCAUUGCUUUUAUUUGUACAGUAUUCUAGCAGAAUUUGGCAUUUAGUAAAUUAUUUCAGAAGACUAUCCGUACCGAGUUGUGGCGUUUUGUUCAAAUUUCUGUUGUUCGUCAUUUGCUGUGCCCAGUCUGAUGUAUGGUUUAAAUCAUGCUGCUUGCAGCACAUGCACUGCACUCCUUGAUAGUAUCCCUGUUAGCAUGUGGCAUUUAGCAGUGCGUUUCGGCACUAUAUUUUAUAUUUUUAUGUCCUUUUGUUUUCACCGCUUUCAUCCUCUUGUUUUCAUCGUUUUCGUCCUUUUGACAGUUUUGUUUAUUUGUAGACACUGUCGUUACCACUCAGCAUGUCGAAGGGUUGUAAGAAAGUCACCGGUUGCAGUGCUACUCUGCUGUGAGAGGUCUUUUAUUG